AUGAACAUGGCUUCUGAACACGCUGACAAGCCUCUAAUUGUGUUUCUUGGUGGGCUGAACACCAAUCUUCCCGAGUUUGAACGUAUCAAGCAGAAAUUCGCUGUUUUAUUCUACACUCCAUCCACCAGAAAACAGUUUGAAUCGGACCUGGAAACAACACUCUCCAAGGUUGUUGCAAUUUACGGAGCAUGGAACCAUUUUGCGUCAAUCGGGUUUGUUGAUGAAUCAUUGAUAGAACGGUUUCCACCAUCUCUCAAGCUGAUUACUGUUUGUUCUGCCGGUUUUGGAGGCAUUGAUCUGAAGGCUUUACGCAAGCGGGGGAUCAAUUUUUGCAAUUCCCCCACGUUUGGUGCCGCUGCCGUAGCCGAAACCGUUCUUUAUCACGUUCUGAACGGGUUCCGCAAAUUCUCCAUCUUUGAAUCUCUGUUGCGCCAGGAAAAACACACCAUCCAAACAAGAACCAUUCUCGGAGACGUGAAGAAGUUUGACGCAGACACGGGGAAAUUCAUCAAAAACAACGACACGUCUGUCAACUACUGUUUCGGCCACCAUAUUGGGCCCCUCGACGUUCACUCCCCGGUUGGAAAGACGGUUUCUAUUGUUGGAUUCGGAGCUAUAGGGAAAGAAGUGGGGACCAGACUUUCGAGUUUGGGAAUGGAAAUCAUCUACAUCAAAAGAAACAAAUUGUCCGACAAAGAGGAAGCAGAACUUGGAUACAAAGUCCGCUACGCAGCCAAAUUAGAGCAAGUGGUGGCAGAGUCUGACUGUAUAGUGCUCUGCUUGCCAGCUACUCCGGAGUCGCAACACAUGAUCAACAAGGAGCUCAUCGAUAAGAUGAAGAAGGGAGUUGUUCUUGUGAAUGUUGGGCGCGGAGCUCUGAUCAAUGAAACUGACAUGAUCCAAGGCCUGCAGCAAGAAAAAAUUGGGUUUGUUGGGCUGGACGUUUAUCCAGAAGAGCCGCUUGUCAGUCACGUUGAGCGUCAAGAUAUGACCCUAACGCCGCAUAUUGGAUCUUCCACGAGAGAGAAUUUUGACCAAACUGCAGUAUUCUGUCUGGAAAAUAUCGAAAAUUUCGUGGAGUCCGGGAAAUUACAGAACGUACAGAACUAA
Molecule: messenger RNA, 1110 nt
Organism: Ogataea philodendri
Lineage: Eukaryota; Fungi; Ascomycota; Pichiomycetes; Pichiales; Pichiaceae
Exons: 1
Coding region: 1-1110 (369 amino acids)
Cellular component (GO): cytosol
Molecular function (GO): NAD binding; glyoxylate reductase (NADPH) activity; hydroxypyruvate reductase [NAD(P)H] activity
Source: RefSeq, a predicted model, not a curated record